Messenger RNA from Sungouiella intermedia, 324 nucleotides. Lineage: Eukaryota; Fungi; Ascomycota; Pichiomycetes; Serinales; Metschnikowiaceae. The record is from the annotation of a GenBank genome assembly.
AUGGUUCUUGGAGCCACGACUUCCACCACUGCAACCUUGGUAUGGGUAACGGGAACUAAUUCUCUAGGUGUUACAGUUACUACCGAAUCCAGAUUUACACAGUCAUUCUCCAGCUUUUACAUCGACGUUGCAAGCCCAUCGCUGGGAUCUGUUGGUGUACCAUCCUUAUCUGCCAAAGUGGGGGAGAUCAGAUCUUACUCGAUGCUUGAAGUCACCGCUACAAACGCCGCCGGUCUGUUAAAAACUCCCUUAAUUUCCAAUGAGAAGCCUGUGACUAGCAUAGGGCUUCUUGUUUUAUCAUUGCUCUGUUUAAUUUUCAUCUGA